UUAUAGAGAGAAUAUAGAAAAUCAUUCUUUAGUGUUUUUAGGGCGCUGAUUGCAGUUCUGUGUGAAGAAAUGCUGGGCGAAAGAAAAUAAUGUGUGGAUAGAAAAAUGGAUGGAAGGAUGAAUUGCCAGGAGAGACAUGGAAUGAGUACGAUGGAUUCAGUGUCUCCUGAGGAUUUACCUACGCAGACAGAACUGCCAGAUGUAUCCAGUGUGGGAGAACAGCAGGAAACUGAGGGACAGUAUCAGCCACUGAAAGUAUACCUCAGAGUGCGUCCCUAUUCAAAAGCCGAGCUUGAAAACAAUGAAGACCAGGAGUGUUUAAUCAUUGAAAAUCAAGAGACAGUAACUCUUCAGUCACCUAAAGAAUCAGCCACUAUGAGGCCCAAUGAGAAGAGGAUAGGCCAAUCUGCUCAUCAAUUCACCUUCACUCAGGUUUUUGGACCAGACACUACUCAAAGUGAAUUUUUUGAAGGCACAAUGAAAGAGAUAGUAAAAGCUUAUAUUGAUGGAAUGAAUGGGCUUGUAUUUGCCUAUGGUGUUACUAAUGCUGGCAAAAGUUUCACCAUUCAAGGUUGUCCAAAAGAUGGUGGGAUCCUUCCUCGUUCUCUUGAUAUGAUCUUUAACCAUAUCAGAGGAAGGCAGUAUACAAAAAUGGACUUAAAACCAUGCUUUGGUAAUCAGAUCAAAAGGCUAAAUGAUAUGCAGGUGAAGCAAGAAGAAUCCAUGAAGGCUGCACUUUUUGCUUCUUUGAAAGAGGAAACAGAAAAUACUUGGAAGCCUACCACAAUUUCAGGCAUACCAGAGUCUACUUCUCCUAGCUGCAACUCAACAAGUCUUGCUUUGGACCAUUUAGAUUCUGAAGCUUUUGACAACUGUCAGAGAACUCUGGCGUCUCUAUGGGUUUCAUUCUUUGAAAUCUACAAUGAAUACGUUUAUGACCUACUGGAUUUACUACCAACAUUGAAAAAUCAGAAACGGAAAGUUUUAAGAAUCUGUGAAGAUCAAGGAGGAAACUCUUAUGUCAAAGAUUUAAAGUGGAUCAACACAAAGAGUGCAGAAGAGGCUUGUAAAAUACUUAAAAUAGGCAAUAAGAACAGAAGCUUGGCAUGCACCAGGAUGAAUCAGCAAUCAAGUAGAAGCCACAGCAUAUUCUCCAUCCGUUUGCUCAGCCUGACUGAUGACGAUGUGCCCCAUAUUCUUGGAGUUUCUGAGCUUUCUCUGUGUGACCUGGCUGGAUCAGAAAGAUGCCACAAAGCACAAACUUUUGGAGAUAGGCUCAAAGAAGCAGGCAACAUUAAUAAUUCUCUCCUUAUUCUUGGAAAAUGCAUUGCAGCCCUGAAACAAAAUCAAAAUCCAAAAUUAAGACCAGCAUACAUUCCAUUCAGAGAAAGCAAACUGACUCGCUUAUUUCAACCGUUCUUUUGUGGCAAAGGCAAAGCUUGCAUGAUUGUCAACAUUAACCAGUGUGCUUCUACAUAUGAUGAGACGCUGCAUGUAAUGAAGUUUUCUGCUGUCGCAAAACAAGUCAUUCAAACAUUUCCACACAAAAUAUUUGAUUAUUUUGGGAGGGAAAGUAAGCCUACCGUACACUUUGACAUAUCUGCUGAGCAACUUCCUGAGGACACAGACAUCUCUUCCUCUUCUGAAGCAGAAGAGGAAAUUGAUAUUACGAUUAUGAGCCAUGAGGAUCUCUUGAAAAUGACAGAGAUUUUAAAGGACAAGCUGACCGCAGAAAGACAAAGCAAACUACUUCUUGAGGUGCAGAUACGCAAAGAGAUGGCUGAAGCAAUGUUUCAGCAACUGAUGGAAACAGAAAAAGCUUGGAGUAAACGCUUAGAAGAUCUCAAAGAAAGUUAUGAGGAGAAGCUGGAAAGUAAAUUUGAAAUGUAUAAGGAAGCCAUAAAGAAGCAUGCAUAUAUGUGUGCAAUGGAGCAAAUUGAGGAGCACUAUGUUCCAGUGGAAGAGUUCAUAGCUGAACAAGCAAAAGUUGAGGAUAGAGAAAUGAAAAUAAUCCAAUUGAAACAAAAACUUGGAGAACAAAAUGGUUUGCUUCCAGAAAGUCCUAAUUCAAACUCAACAGAAGAAAACAUUAACCGAGAUAUCAAGUGUAGGGCAGUGCAGAGGGCAUCAGAUGCUUUGCAGAGACAGUGUGAAGAAAAAGAUGAGUUAAUGAGAUCACUGAAGCUGAAAAUACUGAAAUUAAAUGAAAUGUUGCAAGAUGCCAAUGAAGCCUGCAGAAAAUCAGUAGAAGAGAAUAAUAGACUGAAACAGGUGGUAAAUCUUAAGGAACAAGAAGUGAGAGAUCUUCAGAAUGGGGCUAAGCAUGGCCAUGAGCUGGAAGCCACAUUGUCUCGUCUGCAAGAAGAACUAGAUGAAAGCCGACGACUCUUAAACAUAGAGGAGCUUAAGCAUCAGAAAUCAAAGAAAUGCUUCUUUUCAAAUUUGAAAUACACAGUAGCAGAUGCUUCUAAAAUGCCCAGUACCAAAGAACCAGAAAAACCAGGCAUCUCACCUACAGCUUUAUACAGACUGACAUCAGCCCAUAAAAUGAAAUAACUUGGAUUCUUUUUAAGCAUAUUAGAGCAGCUACUGAAUUUGUCAAGGCAGUAGAUGGGUGAUUGACCACUGUUUUAAAAUCAAGGGACAAAAGAAAUGGAAACAUCCUAGAUGUCUCUAACUUAAAACUGAAGUGAUAUGCCAGCUUUUGUGUGGCAAAUUAGCAUGGACUCUUAUUCUUUGAAGUGAAGGUAGACACUCUUCCGUUAAUCUCUGCAGUAGGUACUCUUUUCUGUUUCUUAGUGCCUUAUAACAGGGGAAUAAGAGCACUUUUUAAUACAUCAUUGUUUGAUAUGUGUUGUACUAGGUUACGUUUUGGAAUUUUUUACUGUUUCAGAAAUGCAGGUAAUGUUCUAAACUUAAAUGCUAUCAUCAAAAGAAUGUUAUUUCAUUCUGUUACUGAAUUUUUUCCUUUGUGAGUGGAAAUAACGCAAAACAGCCAUUUCUUAUAUUACUAAUAAAAAUGUUUUGUAUUAUUUGACAAGUGA
Pogona vitticeps (central bearded dragon) is the source of this 3044-nucleotide messenger RNA. RefSeq names its product kinesin-like protein KIF20A. Gene Ontology annotation, cellular component: mitotic spindle; nucleus; spindle microtubule. Gene Ontology annotation, biological process: mitotic spindle assembly; microtubule-based movement; spindle elongation. NCBI's taxonomy places the organism in Eukaryota, Metazoa, Chordata, Lepidosauria, Squamata, Agamidae. Gene Ontology annotation, molecular function: plus-end-directed microtubule motor activity; microtubule binding; ATP binding. The record is from RefSeq and is a predicted model, not a curated record.